Cebus imitator (Panamanian white-faced capuchin) is the source of this 6878-nucleotide messenger RNA. RefSeq names its product G protein subunit alpha 13 (gene GNA13). Gene Ontology annotation, cellular component: heterotrimeric G-protein complex; brush border membrane. Gene Ontology annotation, molecular function: D5 dopamine receptor binding; G-protein beta/gamma-subunit complex binding; GTPase activity. The record is from RefSeq and is a predicted model, not a curated record. The transcript has 4 exons. Bases 929 to 1822 code for a protein of 297 amino acids. Gene Ontology annotation, biological process: Rho protein signal transduction; adenylate cyclase-activating G protein-coupled receptor signaling pathway. NCBI's taxonomy places the organism in Eukaryota, Metazoa, Chordata, Mammalia, Primates, Cebidae.
GGGCGUAGGGCGACAGCCUCCUUUUGGGCAAGAGUAUGAAACUUGCGAGUGUCAGGUUGACUGUAUUGGAAUCAGGAGAGAGUAGACCCAUACGGUUAGUCUAAAAAAGUAGCAUCUGUCCUUUUUCGCCCCAGUGUCACUGUCAGGUAGGAUGUUUGCCUAUAAUCGCUGUGCAGCACGCUCCACUCUCCUUUUCGCUAAGUAGCUGGGGGCUGGCGGGAAGGGAGUGCCACUACUUCUGUUUAGAUGAAAUGUUGUAGUUGUAAGAAGACUAGCUUAAAAGUCAUGUGGAUCCUGUACAGAUGGAGACAAUGAAUGAGUGUGGAGUUAGGUAGUUGGUGCAGCUCUUUAUUGACAGUAGUUUUAAUAUUAAAUUUUGUUUUUAAGUGGAAAAAUAAACAAGUUAUUUCUGGGCAUUCAAAAGAAUCGAAAAGAUAGUUUUUAUUUUGUCGUUUGAAAGAUAACACUCAUUUUUCUGUGUAAGUUCUAUAGAAAAGGCAUUUUGGCAAAAUUCAGGUGCAGAGCCUGAUAUUUCACGUGCAUCUGGAUUUUAUUUUAUCUAGGGAGCAGUUUAGGAGCUUGCUACAGAUUGCAGGUUUUUUUUUAAGUGGGAUUUUUGUUCAGGAAGUACAUAAGGACUUCUUCAUGUCACUCCCACCCCGCCUCUCCCAGCGUUUGGGUAAAGGAAAACUGCCUGAAGAGGCAGGCAUUGUGGAGUAAUGACUAGAAUCUCUAGGCCAGCGGCUCACGGACCACAGCCAGUUCUAGCCCUAGUGCCUCUGCAGUUAAACUAUAAAGAACAAUUGUAUUUACCCUGCUAUAAUGUUUAGUACAAAACUAAUUAAGGUCUCUUUCAAGGCUGCAGACUCUGCCUUAGUCCUUAAUCGAAGGUACCUUUGUAUCCUGAUGCAGCUGAACUUAAGGAAUUAUGUUAAUGAAUAGCAUCAACUUGUUAACUGAUUAUAAGCCAGGUAUGAGGGUGCUGGUAGAUGCUCGAGAAAAGCUUCAUAUUCCCUGGGGAGAUAACACAAACCAACUCCACGGAGACAAGAUGAUGUCAUUUGAUACCCGGGCCCCCAUGGCAGCCCAAGGAAUGGUGGAAACAAGGGUUUUCUUACAAUAUCUUCCUGCUAUAAGAGCAUUAUGGGCAGACAGUGGCAUACAGAAUGCCUAUGACCGGCGUCGAGAAUUUCAACUGGGUGAAUCUGUAAAAUAUUUCCUGGAUAACUUGGAUAAACUUGGAGAACCAGAUUAUAUUCCAUCACAGCAAGAUAUUCUGCUUGCCAGAAGACCCACCAAAGGCAUUCAUGAGUAUGACUUUGAAAUAAAAAAUGUUCCUUUCAAAAUGGUUGAUGUAGGUGGUCAGAGAUCAGAAAGGAAACGUUGGUUUGAAUGUUUCGACAGUGUGACAUCAAUACUUUUCCUUGUUUCCUCAAGUGAAUUUGACCAGGUGCUUAUGGAAGAUCGACUGACCAAUCGCCUUACAGAGUCUCUGAACAUUUUUGAAACAAUCGUCAAUAACCGGGUUUUCAGCAAUGUUUCCAUAAUUCUGUUCUUAAACAAGACAGACUUGCUUGAGGAGAAGGUGCAAAUUGUGAGCAUCAAAGACUAUUUCCUAGAAUUUGAAGGGGAUCCCCACUGCUUAAGAGACGUCCAAAAAUUCCUAGUGGAAUGUUUCCGGAACAAACGCCGGGACCAGCAGCAGAAGCCCCUAUACCACCACUUCACCACGGCCAUCAACACAGAGAACAUCCGCCUUGUUUUCCGUGACGUGAAGGAUACUAUUCUGCAUGACAACCUCAAGCAGCUUAUGCUACAGUGAUGUACAAAAGACUUCUUGUUUUAAUAUCUUCUUGUGAUUUUGAUUGUUUUCUGUGUGUUUUGUUUUUUAAAAUAGCAGUUUACAACCAGAAUUAGAACAAUCUUGAUUCUAUGUUUAACUUCUUGAAAAUCUUAGUACUUUUUCUGCAGUCUUGGGUUUGUGGCUGAAAGCUGUCAAGUGACACAUCGCCAAGAUUUGCUGUAAUGCAGGCUUUGAUCUGCUUCACUAUGGCUUCUAUUCAAGUCCAGCUAAACCUUCCCAGCUGACCUCAGACUAGACAUAUUUCAGGCUUUCAAUUCUGUUUUUCAAACUGAAUUCUUCUGCAGUGCCAAGUAGAGAAGGUGUCUUUACUUGUAGUGAUGAGGUUAGGAAUAUUGGGUUCCAAAACAAGUAAGAUAUCUUCUGUCUGCCUUACACAUAGCAGUGACACUUGCCGCGUAGCUUAAUGGUGACCUCCUAUUUUGAAAGGGUUGUUAGAAAAAAGUUUGAUCUAAGAAAUGGCAUUCUGUAGAUUUAUAGAAGGUUUAGCCUUCAUAUUUUAAUUGCUUGUAUACACAGCAGCUGUUUUGCUUUUAAAUGUCUGUAUUUCUGAAGGUAAUGCUCUUAGAGUUUUCAAGUUUACAUAAGGAUCUUUGGUCUGAUGCUGAUGAAGAGUUCACAGGUGGUAUGGCAGGAGAGCAAAAGGCAAGCAAAUGCUAUUUACAGUGUUUUGGUGAAACGUAAUGAGUGAAGUAGAAUUUGCCUUUCUCGUGUUUAAUUAUCAUGUAGUUUAAUGUACCGUAUGUGAAACAUUGUGGCCAUAGCAGCAACUAAAAACUGCAAGUGACUUGGUAACAGAACUUUCUAAAUAAACUUAACCUGUUCCAGAAUGUCCUGUAUUUGACUUUUAAGCCCUAUCUCAGUUGGUCAGUAAAGACCAGUCCUUACUGUAGGAAAUCAUUGUUGUAACAUCACAAACAUCUAUCUUUUGCUGUCCUCUCCAUUCCCAUCAACUACAAACUGUGGCAUUUAUGGGAUUGUUUUGUUUGUUUGGAGCUUGCCAAGGGCAGUAUUUUUCUGUCAUAGUAUUCAGGAAGGCAUUAUUUGAGAUUCCUGUUCAUUCUUGGUAUGUCUCUAAAAGAUACAGUAUGUAUACACUUGUAUAAUUGUUGUUUAUGAAAGUCCAGCUUUUUUGAGGUAUAUUUUAAAUGUUUUAAGGAUGCUUCUAAGGAUAAGUAGUAAUUUUUUUUAGUUCGCACCUAAACGUGGUUACAUUGACCUCCCCCCACUGCUUACCAAAUUAAAAUGUGUCCAUGAAGUAGCUUUGUGAUUGCAGAUGCAUUCAUAGUGAACUCAUCAGAGUGGCUGAUUUGCAAUACUGAAAUACUAUCUUGUAGGCUGUAUGUAGUGCUAAAAUCAGAUCAGAGAAACAAAAGUCCAAGGCUGGUGACAGAAAAGUCUGACAGCUUUUCUUCUUUUCCUGAAAAUUUUAAGACUGUGAUAUCUGUCAUGUUGCUGUAUAGCUGGCUGUGCACUCAGGUAUUUUAUUGGUCCUUGAAGGACUGGUCAUUGCGGAUCACCCAGUCUUUCCAAGUCAGUGGCUGUUGUUCUGUCUUGCUGUCUGAUACAAGAGUGGGGCUUUUCUGUGAACUAACCAGGUAUUGUUCUUGACAUACCUGACUUUUCAAAGUAUGUUUUUUAGUAGAGGCGUGCUUUCACCAUAUUAGCCAGGCUGGUCUUGAACUCUUGACCUCAAGCCAUCCAUCUGCCUCAGCCUGCCAAAGUGCUGGGAUUACAGGCGUGAACCACCAUGCCCGGCCGACAUACCUGACUUUUCUCACAUUGGAACUUCUACUGUCCUUAUAUCCAUGUAACUUCCAGCGUUUUCAUGCCACGUAGCCCGGCACCGUGAUGCAGGUGUUCAUGGUAUCAUUCAUGCAUGUUUGAUUAGUUCUACAUCUAGUGCCUCUUGCCAAAAAGAAUACAUUGUUUAAAUUCACAAAGUUAGCCUAAUCGCAGUGCUAAUGAAUAUCUGAAUGUGCACAGUAACAUUUGGCCUGUUCAGUGGAGAAUUUAGCCAUACAUUUUAAAAAAUAGUUUUAUUGAAUGGCCAAAACAUUUAACUCCAAUGAGGACUCAAGCUAGAUCCCUAUAGAAAGAGGACACUUCAUGUUGUUUAAGUAAUAGUUAAGAUCUGUGAUACAAACUGUAGAUAUUGCCUGACAAAGCAGAAAUCACCAAGUUUCCCCAUUUUGACUUACCACUAGGAAGUGUUAAAACACCAAAUAGAUAGCGUGUUAUUUUGGGCAUUUGCAAUUUUCUUCCCUGCUGCAUGUGAUGUCUCAGAAUCAACAUACUUUUAAAUUUUAGAAUCAAUUUUGAGGCAAUGAAUUACUUACAUUCAACUUAGGGUUGUUUUGACAUUCAGUAGAACUUUAAGUUCAAUCUGAAGGCUUUAGUCCACAUUUUUUUUAAUGUGUUGUAUUUUUAAACCAUUUGAAAGGAGUCUUAUACCUGUAUCAUGAAAACUGAAUCCUUUUGAAAUACCACUUUAUGAAGAGAGAGAUGAAAUUUAGUGAACAGAAUUGAAAAGGUGCUCAUAAUUUUCACUAUGCCAACUUACCCCAGUCUCUAAAAAAGUAAAGUUCUUUGAUGUAUUUGAUUUUCUAAAUCUUUAUGAUUAUGAUUUGGAAUAAAAUGUGCCUAAUCCUGUAUUACAUUCUGUUCUUAAAUCUGAAUGCGUUCUCAUUUAAUUCUGAAGAAAUACCACACAAGUGUCUUCAUUGACCUUGAAGAAAUGUAUCAUAUACACAGUUGCCUUACAAAAACAACAACAUAAAUUUAGGCUAUAACUUUUAUAGAGAAAGGGUUUUGUCAAAUGUUUUCUGAAAAUCUGAGUAAUUCAAAGUGUGCCUCUGCCACUUUAAUAUUUUUAAUAACCUGGAUUGUUGCUGUCUGCCAAAUACUAAAUUGAAAUCUUCAUUUUAGUUUUAUUAUCUGGAAAGGGCACUGGCUUGUGGUGCAACCAAAGAAAGCAAUGUGGAAUGAAAAAGAUCAUUCACUUUUGUCUUAUUUUCUUUUAAGGUAUAUUGGCAUGUACUUUACAUAGAGAAGGUCCUCUGGUUAAUCUCUCAAAUUGAGGCUGUUUAGGGAAAUCCUUACUAAGUUGGUGGCAGUUGGUUUAAAGUAGAAGGAAAUAAGAUCACCUUAAUACUAGAAAUGAUUAGAAGUACUGAUUUAGAUUCAACAGAUACCAUAUGUCCUUGUCAUUUUUUGUAAGAAGAAAUAGGUAAAUCUUAACUUUCACUGUGUACCCAAAUACUUGUAUUUAUGCUUUUGAUAAAAUGUAUUUUCCACAUUAAUACACAUCCGGUUAUGCCUUAUUUAUAUAGGAAGAAUAAAGUUACCAUGUUACGCUGUUAUGUCCUGAAAUUCAAAUCACUAUUUGAGAAACCCUCAAAGUGGUGCUUUCAUUAUAUAAUGAUACAUUUAGGCAAAACCCCAAACCAAGCCAUUUGAAACAAGAUUCUCUCUGUUGCAAUUUGUAGCAAUGUUAUUUCUGUGUAUGUCAUGAGAAGGCUAACUAUCAGUGUUAAUUUCUUGUUUGAAUCCAUGAAAUCAUGCCUGUAAAACCCAAACAUUUGUAACAAACUCCCUAAUAAAUUUAGAGAAAGUCACUCUGUUACCAUUUCAUUUAUUUUAGUUUUAUUUGAGGAAUCAAAACCAGAAGUUUUGCUCAUGUCUUUUUCGCUUGGAAAUCUGACUUAGGAUCUAGUUACUUUGUCUCCCAUCAUUUUAAGGUGUUCACUUCUGUUAAUCACAGAUGAUCUGUCCUUGUGUUGUGCUGCUUGACUAAAAGCACUGAUUUUUUUUUUUUUUAAUGAUAGGAUACAGGGUGGCUUUUCAGUCUAGUAAAUAGGAGGGGAGAGAUUAUGGGUAGGUGUGGGUGUGUCUGCAUGUCCCAAAUAUAGCACAUGCCCAUUUUUUUAUGGUACGAGGUUAGGGCUCAAUAAAUGUAUACUAGAGCUUGAAGCAUAAGCCUAAGCCUGAACAUUUUAAACAAGUUGGACUUUAUGGCUUUUGCAAGUUCCAUCAAGUAGAUGUUAGCCUUAGGCUGGUAGGUGAUUAACAACAUUAUUUGAAGUAUAGUGUUUGUACUACUAGCAUUCUUAUGUCUGUACUUGAAUGUAUAGUUAGCAUUUAAGUUAUGUUCACUCUUGCGGCAUUCAGGUCUAACCAUCUGGUUUCAAAUGCGAGAGCUUAUAUGAAACAUUGUUUUGAAAGCAUGAAUGAUAAUGGCAAUAUUUCAUGGGUUGAUAGGGAAAUUUUUGUGACCUAUACAAAUCUGCUGUUGAUGAAAGUUUACAGAUGGAUCAGAGUAUGCUGGAACUCACUAUGCACAAAUUUUCAAUCAGGGGAUAUCACUGAAAGUCAUAUAGUACUUGGUAUGUGAUUUUGGUUUGUAUUAAGAAAGUUUGUUUAUAAUAUUUCUUGCCAUAGAGAUACAUUUGUCCUUAAUCAUGCCUAUUUGAUGGUACUAGGAAAGGAAAGGGUAGAGAUUAAUUCUUGCAAAGUAUAUGCAACAGUGGAACAAACUAUGCCAUUUACCUUUUACCUCUUACUUUAAGGCAGAAUUGCAAAACGUUUGAAAUGGCUUUUCUGUACUACUCUGCUCUGGUGAGAGCUCAUUUACCACAAGAAGCCUUAUAAAAUAUAUUUUGUAACAACCUCAUAAAUACUGUACCUAACAAACAUGAUUUGUAUUAGCUCUGUAUAAAAUAUUUUUGUGGCUUAGGGUUUCUUUUGUGUUUUUUUUAACAUAUAUCUUUUUAUAACUUUCCAGGAACUAAGCACAUUAUCUGAUAAUUGUAAAUUUUGUCAGUGCUUUAGUUCAGGAUGGGCAAUAAAUUAUUUUUAAAGGAGGUCUAAAAGUGGAAAGAAUGGUUUGAUUUUAUAAAAUGAGUUGCUAGUUCAUUACAGCUUUUUCCUUUUGUACAUAUUUUGCAAAACAUUUGCCUCUUGCUAUUAAUAUUUGCUUUGUAAAAUUUACUGACAUUUAAUAAACAUUUGUAAAUGA